This is a messenger RNA of Vitis riparia (riverbank grape), 2931 nucleotides long. RefSeq names its product probable leucine-rich repeat receptor-like protein kinase At2g33170. Gene Ontology annotation, biological process: protein phosphorylation; hormone-mediated signaling pathway. Gene Ontology annotation, cellular component: plasma membrane. The record is from RefSeq and is a predicted model, not a curated record. Gene Ontology annotation, molecular function: ATP binding; protein kinase activity; protein binding. Lineage: Eukaryota; Viridiplantae; Streptophyta; Magnoliopsida; Vitales; Vitaceae.
AUACCCAAGGAGAUUGGAAAUUGUUCGAAGUUGGAGACACUGUUGAACGAUAAUCAGUUUGACGGGUCAAUUCCUGCUGAAUUUUGUAGUUUGUCUUGUUUGACAGAUUUGAAUGUAUGCAAUAACAAAUUGUCUGGUCCUUUCCCUGAAGAGAUUGGGAAUCUUUACGCGCUUGUAGAAUUAGUGGCAUACACUAACAAUCUCACAGGUCUGCCACGUUCUUUUGGGAAUCUCAAGAGUUUGAAAACAUUUCGAGCUGGGCAGAAUGCUAUUUCUGGAAGUCUUCCUGCAGAGAUUGGUGGAUGUAGGAGCUUGAGAUAUCUUGGACUUGCCCAAAAUGAUUUAGCUGGAGAAAUACCCAAGGAGAUUGGGAUGCUUAGGAACUUGACGGAUCUGAUUCUUUGGGGUAAUCAGUUGUCAGGUUUUGUCCCAAAGGAACUUGGGAAUUGUACACAUCUUGAAACUCUUGCUUUGUACCAGAAUAAUCUCGUGGGAGAGAUACCCAGGGAGAUUGGGAGCCUCAAGUUUUUGAAGAAGUUAUACAUCUAUAGAAAUGAGUUGAAUGGUACCAUUCCAAGAGAGAUAGGUAAUCUUUCUCAAGCCACAGAAAUUGAUUUCUCAGAGAACUACCUGACUGGAGGGAUUCCAACUGAGUUCAGUAAGAUAAAGGGUCUAAAAUUACUGUAUCUUUUCCAGAAUGAGCUGAGUGGUGUCAUUCCAAAUGAGCUUAGUAGCUUGAGGAACUUGGCGAAGCUUGAUCUCUCGAUUAAUAACCUAACAGCUAUUCCUGUUGGAUUUCAGUAUUUGACACAAAUGUUCCAGUUACAGUUGUUCGACAACCGUCUGACUGGUCGUAUUCCUCAAGCUCUUGGACUUUAUAGCCCACUUUGGGUGGUUGAUUUUUCUCAAAACCACUUGACAGGAAGCAUACCUUCUCAUAUAUGUCGACGAUCUAAUUUGAUUUUGUUGAAUCUCGAGUCUAAUAAGCUGUAUGGAAAUAUCCCAAUGGGGGUCUUAAAAUGUAAAUCCUUGGUGCAACUUCGUCUGGUUGGAAACAGUCUUACUGGCUUCCCUUUAGAGUUGUGCAGAUUGGUGAACCUUUCAGCUAUUGAAUUGGACCAGAACAAGUUCAGUGGUCUAAUUCCUCCAGAGAUUGCAAACUGCAGAAGUUUACAAAGGCUUCAUCUUGCAAACAAUUACUUCACAUCUGAGUUACCAAAGGAGAUAGGGAACCUCUCCGAGUUGGUGACUUUUAAUAUCUCAUCUAAUUUUCUCACUGGACAGAUUCCCCCUACGAUUGUUAACUGCAAGAUGCUUCAACGACUUGAUCUCAGCAGGAACAGCUUUGUUGAUGCUUUACCAAAAGAACUUGGGACUCUUUUGCAGUUGGAGCUUCUCAAGCUCUCCGAAAAUAAAUUUUCUGGAAAUAUACCUGCAGCAUUGGGAAAUCUCUCCCAUUUGACAGAGUUGCAGAUGGGUGGAAAUUUGUUUUCAGGUGAAAUACCUCCAGAGUUGGGUGCUUCAAGCUUGCAGAUUGCAAUGAAUCUUAGUUAUAAUAAUCUCUCGGGGAGAAUACCACCUGAGCUUGGGAAUCUUAUUUUACUGGAGUUUCUACUGCUUAACAACAAUCAUUUGAGUGGUGAAAUUCCAAGCACAUUUGGAAAUCUCUCAAGUUUAAUGGGGUGCAACUUCUCAUACAAUGACCUCACUGGACCUUUACCUUCCAUUCCACUGUUUCACAUGGUUAGCAGCAGUUUUAUUGGAAAUGAAGGCCUGUGUGGUGGGCGUCUUAGCAAUUGCAAUGGAACUCCAUCUUUUAGUUCUGUUCCUCCUUCUUUGGAGAGUGUGGAUGCUCCUCGGGAAAUCAUCACAGUAGUUGCAGCUGUUGUAGGUGGGAUCUCUCUCAUUCUGAUUGUAAUUAUUUUAUAUUUUAUGAGACGUCCAGUUGAAGUAGUUGCUUCUUUGCAAGACAAAGAGAUUCCCUCAUCGUUUGAUAUCUACUUUCCUCCCAAGGAGGGUUUCACUUUCCAAGAUCUAGUUGAGGCCACAAACAAUUUUCAUGACAGCUACGUGGUUGGAAGGGGGGCUUGUGGAACUGUUUAUAAGGCAGUUAUGCAUUCUGGGCAAACCAUUGCAGUUAAGAAGCUUGCCUCUAACAGGGAAGGAAACAGCAUUGACAACAGUUUCCGAGCUGAAAUUCUCACACUGGGAAAGAUUAGGCAUCGUAAUAUUGUGAAGCUCUAUGGUUUUUGCUAUCACCAGGGUUCCAAUCUGCUUCUGUAUGAGUACAUGGCAAGGGGUAGUUUGGGUGAGUUGCUUCAUGGGGCAUCUUGUAGCUUGGAAUGGCAAACCCGGUUCACUAUUGCUCUUGGGGCUGCUGAAGGUCUUGCUUAUUUACAUCAUGACUGCAAACCAAGGAUCAUUCACCGUGAUAUAAAAUCUAAUAAUAUUCUACUUGACAGUAAUUUUGAAGCUCAUGUUGGUGAUUUUGGUUUGGCAAAGGUUGUGGACAUGCCUCAAUCUAAAUCAAUGUCAGCUGUUGCUGGAUCAUACGGAUACAUUGCCCCUGAAUAUGCUUACACUAUGAAGGUUACAGAGAAAUGCGACAUAUAUAGCUAUGGGGUUGUUCUAUUGGAGUUGUUAACAGGGAGAACUCCUGUACAGCCACUAGAUCAAGGAGGCGAUCUUGUCUCAUGGGUGAGGAAUUAUAUUCGGGACCAUUCAUUGACAUCUGAGAUAUUUGACACUCGUUUAAAUCUAGAAGACGAAAAUACUGUUGAUCACAUGAUUGCUGUCUUAAAAAUUGCUAUACUGUGCACAAAUAUGUCCCCUCCUGACCGGCCUUCAAUGCGGGAAGUUGUGCUGAUGCUGAUUGAGUCUAAUGAGCAUGAGGGGUACUAUAUCUCAUCUCCAAUCAAUGAUCUUCCUCUG